GAUAUCGAAAGUGCGGCUGAAGACACGAAGACAGCUUCACGCGUUUAUUUUGAUAAUUUGUUGAGGAAAUCAGGAUCUGCGAAUUUUGGUAAAAACCUUGGCAAUCCUCAUUCUAAGAGUCUGAUAUUUACUUUAGAGAAAAUAUUGAUUCACUGUUUAGAUCUGAAAACGAACAUCAAAGGCACUGGCAUUAAAGAUAUACCAUCAAUAUCUGUCAGGCAAAAGGAAGUAAUUUUACAGAAGAAUUGGAACUGCAUUUCUAUAAAAUGUAUCAUUAAAUUACUGUGAAAUAUUUCCUCUGAGAAAUUUCUGUCUUUCAUCGUCUGGAGGAUUUACAAGAUGGUUUCGUGUUUUCAAUUAAGUUUGGACAAAUUUACAAAGGAGUUCACUACUGCAAUAUAAAUGGUUCGAUCAUCACGGAAAUAUAUAAACUGCUGUAAAAACAUUCACAUUGUUUUCUAAGCACAAAAUUUACAGAAGAAUGGAUUUUCCUGAAGAAUUACCUGAAGAUGUAGGAAAAUCAUCAUAUCCCUGUGAUAUCUGUGAACAGACAUUCUCUCUAGAAGAGAGCCUUGCUAUUCAUAAACAGGUUCACACAGGAGAGAAACCAUACAACUGUGAUAUCUGUGGUAAAUCAUUUUCCCUAAUACGUACUUUAACUAUUCACAAGCACAUUCAUACUGGAGUAAAACCAUAUAAAUGUGAAAACUGUGGUAAAUCUUUUGCGUUUAGAAGAUAUUUAACCAAACACAUACGUGUUCACACAGGGGAAAAGCCAUAUCACUGUGAUAUCUGUGGUAAAUCCUUCCCUGAAAGUGAUGCCCUAACUAGCCACAUUCGAAUUCACACAGGUGAGAAGCCAUACCAGUGUAAUAUUUGUGGAAAAUCUUUCUCUGAAAGAUGUAAUUUAACUACACACAAAUACACUCAUACAGGAGAGAAAUCAUAUCACUGUGAUAUCUGUGGUAAAUCAUUCUUUCAGAAAGUCCACUUAAACAGUCACAUGUAUGUUCAUACUGGGGAGAAGCCUUAUCAAUGUGAUAUCUGUUUGAAAUCAUUUGCUGAUGGAAAUAGAUUAAAUAGACACAAACACAUUCACGCAGGAGAGAAACCAUAUCAGUGCGACGUCUGCAGUAAAUCCUUUAGAGAAGAGGCUCAUUUAUCGAUACACAAGAGACGUAUUCAUACAAACGAGAAACCAUAUCACUGCGAAACCUGUGGUAAAUCAUUUAUAAAUUCAAGUUUAUUAACUAUUCAUAAACGUAUUCAUACAGGCGAAAAACCGUAUCAGUGUGAUAUCUGUGGUAAAUCGUUCAUUGAGAGAAGUGCAUUGACUGUUCACAAACGUAUUCAUACUGGAGAGAGGCCAUACCACUGUGAUAUCUGUGGUAAAACAUUCAUAAGGGGAAAUAAAUUAAAUGUUCACAAGCGUAUUCAUUCAGGGGAAAAACUCCAUCACUGUGAUAUCUGUGGUCAGUCGUUUUCCCAAAGAGCUCAUUUGACUGUCCACAUUCGUACCCAUACAGGUGAGAAACCAUAUGACUGCGAUAUCUGUGGUAAAUCAUUCUCACAAACAGGCCAUUUAAAAAUUCACAGACGUAUUCAUACAGGAGAGAAACCCUACCAGUGUGAUAUCUGUGGUAAAUCCUUUAGAGAAGAGGCUCAUUUAUCGAUACACAAGAGACGCAUUCAUACAAACGAGAAACCAUAUCACUGCGAAACCUGUGGUAAAUCAUUUAUAAAUUCAAGUUUAUUAACUAUUCAUAAACGUAUUCAUACAGGUGAAAAACCGUAUCAGUGUGAUAUCUGUGGUAAAUCUUUCAAUGAGUGUAGUAAAUUGACUAUUCACAAACGUAUUCACUCGGGGGAAAAACUUUAUCAAUGUGAUAUCUGUGGUAAAUCGUUCACUGAGAGAAGGAAAUUAAUUAUUCACAAAUGUAUUCAUUCUGGGGAAAAACUACAUCACUGUAAUAUCUGUGGUAAAGCGUUCUCUCAAAGACCUCAUUUAACUGUUCAUGUUCGUACCCAUACAGGUGAGAAACCGUAUGACUGCGAUGUCUGUGGUAAAUCCUUCUCACAGACAGGCCAUUUAAAAAUUCACAGACGUAUUCAUACAGGAGAGAAACCCUAUCAGUGUGAUAUUUGUGGUAAAUCUUUCUUCCAAAGUAGUGAUGUAACUAAGCACAAGCGUAUACAUGCAAGGGAGAAACCCUAUCACUGCGAUAUCUGUGGUAAUUCGUUCAGCAGCGGAAGAGGACUAACUGUUCACAAACGAACUCAUACAGGGGAAAAACCAUAUCGGUGUGAUAUCUGUGGUAAAUCAUACACAGACAGCAGUAAAUUAACUAUUCACAAACGUACUCACACAGGGGAAAGACCAUAUCGCUGUGAUAUCUGUGCUAAAUCAUUCAUUGAUGGAAGUACACUAACUAAACACAAACGUAUUCAUACAGGUGAGAAACCAUACAACUGUGAUAUCUGUGGUAAGACAUUCACUGUAAGAAGGAACUUAACUGAACAUAGACAUAUUCAUACAGGAGAGAAACCACAUCACUGUGAUAUCUGUGGUAAAUCAUUCUCUAGAAUUCGUACUUUAAUUACCCAUAAACGGGUCCACACUGGAGAAAAGCCAUACGAAUGUGAUACUUGUGGUAAAUCUUUCUCUGUAGGAAGUCAUUUAGCUGAUCAUGUACGUACUCAUACAGGUGAAAGGCCAUAUCAUUGUGAUAUCUGUAAUAAAUCGUUCUCUUGCACCAGUAGCCUGACUCGCCAUAUACGUAUCCAUACAGGAGAGAAACCAUAUCAGUGUGAUAUUUGUGGUGAAUCAUUCUCUGAAACGGGUAAUUUGACUAAACACAAAUACAUUCAUACAGGAGAGAAGUUUCAUCACUGUGAUACCUGUGGAAGAGCAUUUUUUCAAAGAUCUCAGUUAAACUCUCACAAACGUAUUCAUACAGGUAAAAAACCAUAUCACUGUGAUAUCUGUGGUAAAUCAUUCUCUUAUGGAACAGGAUUAACUGUUCACAAACGUAUUCACACAGGAGAAAAGCCAUACAACUGUGAUACCUGUGGUAAAUUGUUUUCUCAAAGAUCUGGCCUAAUUAGCCAUGUACAUAUUCAUACAGGUGAGAAGCCAUAUCACUGUGAUAUCUGUGGAAAAUCAUUCUCUCAAAGCUCUGUCUUAAUUAGACACAAAAUUAUUCAUACAGGUGAGAAGCCAUAUCAGUGUGAUAUCUGUGGUAAAUCAUUCUCUGAAAGAUGUAACUUGGCUACACACAAACACAUUCAUACAGGAGAGAAGUCAUAUCACUGUGAUAUCUGUGGUAAAUCAUUCUUUCAAAAAGUUCACUUAAAUACUCAUAGGCGUAUUCACACAGGAGAGAAACCGUAUCACUGCAAUAUCUGUGGUAAAUCAUAUGCUGAAGGAAACAGCUUAAACAAACACAAACUUGUUCACACAGGAGAAAAACCAUAUCAGUGUGAUAUCUGUGGUAAAGCAUUCAGUUACAGAAGUUCGCUAAUUGUUCACAAACAUAUUCAUACAGGAAAGAAGCCGUAUAACUGUGAUGCUUGUGGUAAAUCAUUCAGGGAGGCAAGUCAGUUGGCAAUACACAAAACCUGCAUUCAUACGAGAGAGAAACCUUAUCAUUGCGAUAUCUGUGGCAAAUCGUUCUCCAGUGGGAGUUCGUUAAUUGCUCACAAACGUAUUCAUAGAGACGAAAAACCAUAUCAUUGUGAUAUCUGUGGUAAAUCGUUUCGUCGUAGGAAUACAUUAAAUGUCCACAAUCUUGUUCACACAGGGGAAAAACCUUAUUGCUGUGAUAUCUGUGGUAAAUCAUUCUCUCGGACAAGCCAAUUAAAAAUACACAAGAGACACAUUCAUACAAAAGAGAGACCGUUUGACUGUAAUAUCUGCGGUAAAUCACUUACUCGUAGAAGUGCAUUAACUGUUCACAAACGUAUUCAUACCGGGGAAAAACCAUAUCACUGUGAUAUCUGUAGUAAAUCAUUCUCUCACGCAAAUGCUUUAACUGUACACAAACGUAUUCAUACAGGGGAAAAACCUUAUUGCUGUGAUAUCUGUGGUAAAUCAUUCCCUGUAAGUAAUGCUUUAACUGUCCACAAACAUACUCAUUCGGGAGGAAAAGGAUAUGAAUGUGAUAUCUGUGGUAAAAUAUUCUCUUUUAGAAGUACAUUAAUUAUUCAUAAGCGUGUUCAUUCAGGGGAAAAACCAUAUCGUUGUGUCAUCUGUGGUAAGACUUUCAGCCAAACAAGUCAGUUAACAGUUCACAGACGUACUCAUACAGGGGAAAGACCAUAUCGCUGUAAUAUCUGUAAUAAAUCAUUCACCUAUGGAAGUACACUGAAGUUUCACAAACGUAUUCAUACAGAGGAAAAACCAUGUCACUCUAAUAUUUGUGAUAAAUCAUUCUCUGGAACUAGUGACUUAGCGAUACACAGCAGACGUAUUCACACAAAAGAGAAAACCUAUACCUGUAAUAUCUGUGGAAAAUCAUUCUCUACUGGAAGUGCAUUAACUACUCACAAACGUAUUCAUAUAGGGGAAAGGCCAUAUCAUUGUAGUGUCUGUGGUAAAUCCUUCUCUCGAAAUUCUGGCUUAAUUAAACACAUGUGUUUUCAUACAGGUGAUAAGCCAUUUCACUGCGAUAUCUGUGGUAAAUCAUACACUCGUAGAAAUGCAUUAACUGUUCAUAAACGUGUUCAUACAGGAGAAAAACCUUACCACUGUAAUAUCUGUGGUAAAUCAUUCUCAAAAAAAUAUCUCUUAACUGUACAUAAAAACACUCAUACAGUAGAGAAAUCAUAUGAUUGUAAGAUCUUUGGUAAAUCCUUAUCUCAGACAAGUCAAUUAACUGUCCAUAGUCGUACUCAUACAGGAGAGAAACCAUUCCAUUGUGAUAUCUGUGGGAAAUCUUUCUCUUACAGUAAGGCUCUAACAAAGCAUGUGCAUCUUCAUACUGGUGAGAAGGGAUAUCACUGCGAUAUCUGUGGUAAAUCAUACGCUAGUAUAUAUACACUAACUACUCAUAAACGUGUUCAUACAGGAGAAAAACCUUACCACUGUGAUAUCUGUGGAAAAUCGUUCACCAAAAAAAACCUCUUAACUGUACAUAAAAACACUCAUACAGGAGAGAAAUCAUAUGAUUGUAAGAUCUGUGGCAAAUCUUUGUCUCAGCCAUAUCAUUUAACUGUUCAUCGUCGUAUUCAUACAGGCGAGAAACCAUUUCACUGUGAGAUAUGUGAUAAAUCAUUCGCUCAAACAGCUCAUUUAACAAUUCACAGACGUAGUCAUACAGGAGAUAAACCCUAUAAGUGUGAUAUCUGUGGUAAAUGUUUCUCUCAAAAGAAUGAUUUAACCAAGCACAAGCGUGUUCAUACAGGAGAAAAGCCGUAUCAGUGUAAUAUAUGUGGUCAAUCAUUCUCUGUAAAUAAUGCUUUAACUGGCCACAAACGUAUUCAUACAGGAGAGAAACCUUAUCGCUGUGAGAUCUGUGGUAAAUCAUUUCCUCGCAGUUCUGACUUAACUGCACACAAAUGUGUUUGAUCUAAUGAAGAACUUUAUCACAGUGAUAUUUGUAAUAAAUAACUCAUUUACUCAAAAACUUCCUUUGUGAAGUGAGUGAGAAAUGGACAGACACAUCAGCACUGUAAUGUUGUCAGCAACACGACAGCCUCUCUAGUGUUGGCUCCAAAGUAAAAUACAUCCUGUACACUGUGAAAUUGAUGGUGAUAUGUAGGGCAGCCAGCCACAAAAACCAUAUUCCCUGAAGCAAACCAUACAUAUGACUUUGUUUAAAACAUGAAGUAGAAGUUUUUUUCUUUUUGUUUUCACUUCGAUAGUAACAAA
Molecule: messenger RNA, 5869 nt
Organism: Octopus sinensis (East Asian common octopus)
Lineage: Eukaryota; Metazoa; Mollusca; Cephalopoda; Octopoda; Octopodidae
Product: zinc finger protein 208-like
Exons: 7
Coding region: 482-5566 (1694 amino acids)
Source: RefSeq, a predicted model, not a curated record